AUGAAACUUAUCCGCCUCAUCACAACUCUAGGUCUCGUUGUCAUUGCGGCAGCAUCGACACUGACGCCACCCGUUUUGCCUCUCAUCGUGCGGAACCCGUAUCUCAGCACAUGGCUGUCUAGUGCUCGCAAGAACCCUUGGGAGCAAUGGCCCAUCUUCUGGACUGGACAGAGCAUCGGCUUUUCUGUCAUGGCCUCGGUGCCCGCUACCAACUCGGUUUAUCCUCUGUUGGGCAGACCUCACGACUCCCUUUCGCGAGAAGACAAGAGAUUCCAGGUGUCGAAACCCGAGUAUCUGGGUGCUUCUUUUGAUGCUUCUACAACCAAUCUCACAUACCUGCUUCCGGGGCCGGCGCACAAAGACAGCUGGGGUGCGAGCCAUCGAGAGACGCUGCAGUUGACACUCUCGUUUCUCUCGCCCAUAACUCCCACCUCAACGUUUCGGCAGUCGAUACCAGCAGCGUAUCUGAGCGUCAUCGUUGAGGGCGACUUUGAUGUGGACAUCUACGUUGAUCUGAACGGCGAGUGGGUUAGUGGCGACCGGGGCAGCCACAUCAAGUGGGAGCUUAACGAGUCUGGCCGUAGUGCUGAGACCGACGCAGACACGUCUUCGCCGUCUGCACCGCCAAUCAAGACGUGGAAGGUUGUGCGCGAGGUGGAGCAACUGUUCACCGAGUUCGCCGACCGCGCAGAAUGGGGGACGCUCUAUUUCUCUGCGCCGGCGUCUGUGCGGCACGAAAGCGGAGUGUCAGCCGGCAUCCGCUCCGAGUUUGCGCGUACCGGCAUGUUGGGCAAUUCCAACGACAACAGCUUCCGCCGUAUCAUGGAGGACGAGCCGGUCUUUGCUUUUGCCAAGUCGUUUCGCCUGCAAGAAAACAAGACGACAACAGACAGCGUCUUGUUCACCUUUGCGCUGGUCCAGAAUCCCAUCGUUCAGUAUGCCUCAGCUCGUGGCCUCACGUACAUGCGGCCGCUCUGGGCCAGCUACCUGGCUACGCCAGACGCUUUAAUCCAGUACCACUACGGCGACUUUCAGACCGCGUCGAAGCUUGCCCGUCGCUACUCGGAACAGCUAUCCAAGGACGCCUUCGAGUCCGGGUCCAAGGAGUAUGAGGAGAUCGCAUCGCUGUCAGCGCGCCAGGUGCUGGGCGCCACCGAAUUUUCUGGCACGCCCGACAACCCGCUCCUCUUCCUCAAGGAGAUCUCGUCCAACGGCAACAGCCAGACAGUCGACGUCAUCUUCCCGGCCUUUCCCUUUUUUCUCUAUACGAACCCACAGUGGCUCGCCUAUCUACUGGAGCCGUUGCUAGAGCACCAGCUGAGUGGACAGUAUCCGAACGACUACAGCAUGCAUGACCUUGGCUACCACUUCCCCAACGAGACGGGCCACGACGAUGGGAACGACGAAUACAUGCCUGUGGAGGAGUGUGGAAAUAUGCUCAUCAUGGGACUGGCGCUGAUCAACGCCUUCAAGUACGACACUACGCCGGCCUUUGGGCACAGCGGCUCAGCCGAAGCUGCCACAGACAUGGCUGGUGCCGCUAUGUUUGCCCUGAAUGAGUCGCAGGCAGUUUUGAUGGACGCGUGCGGCCUCGAUCGGCCGUGGGGUAUGGACAACGACGCGUCGACGGGAGAAGUCACGAUGACAGGCUCGAAACAGGCAAAAGAAUGGGCAGCACGAUCGUAUAAGCUAUGGAAGCAGUGGACAGGAUAUUUGGUGCGGGAGUCGCUUGUUCCGCGCUGGCAGCUGUCCACAGAUGACUUUGCUGGCUGGCUGGCAUACCAGACCAACUUGGCGCUCAAGGGCAUCAUCGGCAUCCGGGCGAUGAGCGACAUUGCCGACCUUCUCGGCGAGAACGAAGACGCAAAGCACUACCGCAACAUCUCGGACACCUACGUGACUAAAUGGAUUGAAUACGGCAUCUCACGCGAUGGCUCCCACGCGAAAUUGGCAUACGACUGGUAUGGGUCGUGGACGACGCUGUACAACCUGUUUGCAGACUCACUGCUGUGCUUCCACAUCCCAGAAGAGAACAGCAGCAGCAUCGGCAGUCCCAUACACAGCUCUGUGUUCAUACCUGACCGCAUCUACAAGGCCCAGAGUGACUGGUACCACAAUGUCCUGCAACGCUACGGGCUGCCGCUCGACAGCCGGCACCUCUACACGAAGAGCGACUGGGAGUUUUUUGCAGCCGCCAUCACGAGCCGGUCGACGCGCGCUGAAAUCCUCGCAAGUGUCGCGCGCUGGCUCAACGAGACCGACACGGACAUGCCCUUCACCGACCUCUACGACACGGAGGGCACCGGCGGCUACCCGCCUGGCCUAACUUUCAAGGCACGUCCUGUCGUCGGCGGUCACUUCUCUUUCCUCGCUCUGGAACGAGCAUGCGGCGGCAAGGCCAUGCAGGCGCUCGACUAUCUGAAUGCGGACUCGAAACCACCACAGCUGGACGUCCAGGCGUUGUUGGACGCGGAACGGGAGCCAUUUUUGGAGGUACCCGAGGACGAAGAGGAACAACAGGUUGACGAGCUCUAA
This is a messenger RNA of Grosmannia clavigera kw1407, 2535 nucleotides long. Its product is annotated as glutaminase a. The record is from RefSeq and is a predicted model, not a curated record. The transcript has 2 exons. Bases 1 to 2535 code for a protein of 844 amino acids. Lineage: Eukaryota; Fungi; Ascomycota; Sordariomycetes; Ophiostomatales; Ophiostomataceae.